Hibiscus syriacus is the source of this 1151-nucleotide messenger RNA. Its product is annotated as transcriptional corepressor LEUNIG-like. Gene Ontology annotation, molecular function: protein binding. The transcript has 12 exons. Gene Ontology annotation, cellular component: nucleus. Bases 169 to 729 code for a protein of 186 amino acids. NCBI's taxonomy places the organism in Eukaryota, Viridiplantae, Streptophyta, Magnoliopsida, Malvales, Malvaceae. The record is from RefSeq and is a predicted model, not a curated record.
UGUUGUGAUUCUAUUCAGGUUUCAAAAAACCAGAAUGGGAGAAAGAGAAAACAGCCGGUGCCAUCUUCAGGCCCUACAAAUAGCUCAGGGACAGCAAACAUAGCUGGACCCUCCCCUAGUUCAGCACCUUCUACACCAUCAAUACACGCUCCUGGAGAUGUGAUUUCAAUGCCCACUCUUCCUCAUAGCGGGAGUUCUUCUAAGCCUAUGAUGAUGUUUGGCGCUGAUGGUGUCGGCACACUUGCAUCCCCUUCGAAUCAGUUGGCUGAAAUGGAUCGGUUUGUGGAGGAUGGGUCUCUUGAUGAUAACGUUGAGUCUUUUUUAUCCCAUGAUGAUACAGAUCCUAGGGAUGUUGUUGGCCGAUGUAUGGAUUUAACUAAAGGUUUCACAUUUAUGGAAGUAAAUUCCGUUCGAACAAGCAGUAGCAAAGUUACUUGCUGUCAUUUCUCAUCAGAUGGAAAGUUGCUUGCUACUGGUGGCCAUGAUAAAAAGGUUGUAUUAUGGUACACGGACACUUUAAAGCCAAAGUCUACUCUUGAAGAACAUUCAUGUUUGAUCACUGAUGUUCGUUUCAGUCCAAGCAUAUCACGCCUUGCAACAUCUUCAUUUGACAAAACUGUCAGAGUUUGGGAUAUUGACAGUCCUGGUUAUUCGCUUCGUACAUUUAUAAGACAUUCAGGCGAAGGCAUGUUCCUCUGCAAGCAUUGCUCGGCUGAAGAAUCUGAAUAGGAAGACCCUCGAUGUCCUAGCUGCGAUGUUGUACUUUUAUUAUUCUCUUUGCUAUGAACUCACGAGUAGCCUUGCUGAAAUUAGGAGGUAUGUGUUGAAGAAGAUCCGGCUGGCCAAGCAAACAGACAAGUUUAAGCGUACAGCUCACCAAGAGAUGGAAUUGAUUGCAAGACUAAAUAAUCUGUAUAUUGUUGACUACAAAGAUGCUUGGGUUGAUAUAAGAUGAAAGAGAUACAUUACUGUUUGGAUUUAUGGUUGAUAAGGUUUGGCAACACUGCCUAUUUGCACAUAUCUGUGGCUUUUAUCCAGAUGCUCAAAGCUCUAAGUAUGUGGAAACAAAGUACAUUAUUUGAUUACAUCCAACGAAAUUACCCUAUGUGAACUAGGACUAUAUUGUUGAAUUCAUAGGCUUUGGUUUCAAU